AGCCUUUUUGACACGAUGGGGAACAAGGCAAGCAAAGCUACGUCGAAACCGCGCGGGUCGGAGACUGCCGGGAAGAAGGGCGCGGCAUCACCUCUACCCAGCACACCAACGAAGAAGGAUACAUCUUCAUCCUCCACCAAGCCCACCAAGAAAGAGGAGGACGAGCAAUCACAAGGUGACGACGAACGAUCGAGCGAGUCGACUGCAGGCGGCACCGACGACGAACGCUUCUCCUCCACGCAGUGGAAGCUGUUCAAUGAUUUGGAGAACCGUGAAGAAGCUGAAAUGUUUGAACUGUCGUCGUUCCUUCGAGCUCUGCACGACCACAUGCCCAGCAGCAACGACGUCGACUACAGUGAUCUCGGUCCGCCACCACCCACGGACUCGUUGCGCAUGCAGCAUCACGUGUCGUGGCACGCCGCCGCUUCCAUCGACAUCACCGAUAUGUACGAAGGCAUCCACAUGAACGACCCGCUCACCAAAGAAGACGCGCACAACCUCGUGGAUAGCUUCAAGCGGGGUCAAAAGCUUCACCGGAACUUUGCCAUGCACAUUCUCACCGCGGCCCUUCACAUGCUGCAGCAAAAGCCCAACAUCACUGAGCUUUCAAUUGCACCGUCGCCACACAUGACGAUCGUCGGGGAUUUGCAUGGCCAGUUGGACGAUUUGCUGCUUAUUUUCCGUGAAAAUGGCUUGCCGAGCCCUGACAACCCAUACAUUUUCAACGGCGACAUUGUGGACCGGGGCUCCCGCGGCGUCGAGUGCGCGCUCAUCCUGUUUACGUUCGCGGUGGUGUUUCCCCAGUAUGUCCACAUCAACCGCGGCAACCACGAAGACAAGUCUAUUACCGAAGUGUUUGGGUUCAUGAAGGAAUGCCACGUCAAGUACGACGCCGAAGUGUACGCGAUGUUUUGCGCCGUGUUCAAGUGGCUCCCGAUUGGUACGAUAUUGGACAAGCGGAUUCUGGUUUUACAUGGCGGGAUUCCUCGGGAUGCUACGACAAAACUGCACGACCUCUUGGCUGUACCUCGGCAAUUGUACGACCUGUCCAUGUACCGCACCAAGGGCGACACAAAGGCGAGCCGCAAGAUGUAUAAAUCUAUGCGCAUUAUCAAGGACAUUCUAUGGAGCGAUCCGCACACAGCGAAUGGAUGGAAAGAAAACUCUCGUGGCGCCGGCAUAAACUAUGGCCCCGAUCACGUGUACAAGUACAUGGUAAAGAAUCGCCUCGAGCUCAUCAUUCGAUCCCAUGAAUGCGUGCCCAAUGGAUUUGAUUGGCCAUUUGGUGCCAAAGGCAUGCUCGUGACGCUGUUCUCUGCAUCCAAUUACUGCGGAGUGGCCAACAAUAUGGGCUGCUUUAUGCGUAUACCUCAAAAUGGCAAGCCAUCAUUCUUUCAGUACAUGGCAACGACGUCUGAAAGCGACUUGGUUGCAACCAACUUAGAAGGCCUGUUUGAAGUGAUCGUGACCCAUCGCGACGAACUGCGUCGCAGAUUCCAAGAGUUGGACCCUGGUGACACGCACACUGUCACAACAUCCGACUGGGAUGACGUUAUGCAGCAACAGCUCCAGAUUCAGCUCAACUGGGCCAGCAUUCGCCCGCUCUUGACGUCCAUUGAACCCAACCAAACGAUUGAUUACGUCAACUUUCUCGAUCGGUAUCAUACACGUGGCACGACCGCGAGCCAGGAUGAUGAUGAUGCUGCCGCGUCGACGGUAGCAGGAGCCACUGCUGCGAUUGACCGGCGCGAUAUGUUCAACAACAUGUACCGGUAUCGCAAGCGCCUCCAAGCGCUGUUCCAAGUGUUCGACCAAGAUGACAAUGGCACAAUCAACCUGGACGAGUUCAAAGCUGGCAUUGAAAUCCUGAACGAGCACUUGCCAGUGGGGAUGAAGCCAUUUAGACACCCUGAGGACUUGAUGAAAUCGCUCGACUUUACCAAGGACAACCAGAUCAACAUCAACGAGUUUAUGGAGUGUUUCCGCAUCCACGCCAACUUGACGGUACGGUGUCGCAGAUAUAUGAUUUUAGUUUUAACAAUGGUAUGUCGGCGGCAUGGUCGCAGGUGGUGGCCAAGUGGCGCCGCGCACGCACCAAGAUCCGAGCGCUGCGGGCCCUGGGCAUGCUUCGUGUGAUCGACACGCCCGCGAUUGUCACAGCGUCCGACAUUCGAUUGCAAUUGGGUGACAUUACCGGCGGUGACGAUGAGAAUACCGAUGACGAACGAGACCAUGCCACGCAAAGCGAUUCAUGUUAACACUGUUCGAUUCCAUUUCAAAAGAGCUUCAAGGGUGGUUAUGAGCGCCGCACUAGCGUCGCUAGGUCGAGCGUGGUCCUGCCAUCCCUGGACUGUAACUUGAACACUACUUGGAUCAUCUAAAGUAGAGGAUGGGGCACAAAUGCACAGUCUACAAAUAUAACACAUCAAUAUAUAUAUGUAUCACAGAAUGGCCAUCCAUAUGUAAAUAGUAUAUAACAGCCGCAUAUGC
Molecule: messenger RNA, 2490 nt
Organism: Aphanomyces astaci
Lineage: Eukaryota; Oomycota; Saprolegniomycetes; Saprolegniales; Verrucalvaceae
Exons: 12
Coding region: 16-2136 (706 amino acids)
Cellular component (GO): cytosol; nucleus
Molecular function (GO): protein serine/threonine phosphatase activity; calcium ion binding
Source: RefSeq, a predicted model, not a curated record